GCAGCGAAUGGCAUUCUGGGAUAAGAAUUUUGCGCCAUGUUGGUAGUCAGCGUCUGAUACUGGUAUUUACGUUUUGCCUGUAAAUAAAGUCCAAGUGCAGUUGUUUCUGCCACGCCUGAAGAGCACGCUCGUCUGUAACAAUGAGUCCGGCGGAAACGAAGAAAACCAAGCGACGAAAGAACAAGAAGGUGGCACGUUCCCCAGGGAAAGAACAGAUUGAAGGCGUAGGCAUGUCUUCAGAAGUUGCCAGUGCUAAUCCUUGUAUUCGUCAAAACGCAAAGGAUGCUGGAGUUCUUGAUUCAUCAUUGUCAAAGUCACCAACGUGUGGGCCAAAAGAGGAUGUGCAUGGGUGCAUUCUUUGCUCAAGAACUCAUGGCACUGGUUCCAAUACAGAAGGAGAUCAUAACAAAGACGCUGUGGAUAUCUUUGGACCAGAAGCUGUGUGGGACAACUUGCCGUCAGAUGCCCUUUGCUCAUCAGAUGCUCUUUUCAGUGAAGAUAUCGACUUGUCUACUGCAUUGAGAGACGGAACCUUUCCAAAGGAGUUGUUGAAUUUAGCUGAUGAUUGUGGUUCAUCUGUGUGCAUCUGUGAACGCUAUUCCAACUGGAAGGCACUCGAACCAGAGACUGACCAGCAGGAGCUUCUCUGCUGGCAAGUGGUGAAGCAAGCUCUGCACCGAAAUUACCAGAGGGCAGGCCUUGGGAGCGAGGCUGUGCCCCCCUUGCGUGACGACCAGCCACCCCCAUCGGAUGCCGAGGUGCGUGCCAUGGUGUCACGCCUGCGCCGCAGAGACCCCCAGCACCUGCUGCAGUGCCUCAAGUACCAGGCUCAACUGUUUGUAGUUGAGUCGCGCCUGCGCAUGCUACGCCAGCUGGUGGCUGGGCCCCGCCUCGAGGAUGCUCUGGUGGCAGAGUACGCUAAGCUGCGACUUGCCUGGGAGGGACUGGACCCCCUGCUCGAGGAACUGGUUACACUCGACCUCAACAAAUAUGGUUUGUCCUGGGAGCUGGUGAACAAGUAUCUAUUUCAAGCUAUUGUCUACUCUGAUCCUGAGAUUCACAAAAGUCUGACAGACUUGCUCACCCAGAGACACUCCCUAAAGUUCAAACAAGAUCAUAAAGCAUUGUUGGAGCUUGACAAUGAUAUGACACUUACCACCAUAAUCUGGAGGAAAGUGCAGCAGCUUUUAGAUGAACCACACCAGUUAGAGCAAGUGUUACCAGCCCAGUGGAUGCCUCCCAGCUGGAGAUCAAUUGACCCAGAUGUUAUAGCCAAGAAUGUUGGACACUGCUGCCGAAGUCUCUUGGCCGGUGAACUGCCACAAGAGGGUUGUACUGCGUUGAUAGAACAGCGGCAGUGCUGCCUAGCAGCAGCCUCUGGCAUGGUGUGCCCAUUUGUGGACAUCCAACCAUCCGUAUCAGCAGCAGGGGAGCCACCAUCUACGCUGCACUUGCCAACAUCGUCACCACUGCCUGGAACAGCUUGGGGUCAUGGGGGAGAUACAUGUGGUCCCGGGCCCAAUGGCCAGGCAGCAGAAGCGAGUUUUCCUAAAAAGGCUGCAGAGACGUGCGAGUGCCAUGCCUGCACGCAGAUGCAGUGGAAUCCACAGUCACUGCUGCAGUUGUAUGGGGCACGUCCAAUCAGCCUUGACCUUGACUCGCUAGACAGUUUAGCACAGAUCAGGGACUGGGAGGAAGGCCACUUCAAGUCACGGCACUCUAGUGCUGAGCUAUCACCUCAGCCAGCACCCCCAGGCACUGCCUCAAGUCAAAGCUCCCCGACCCCUGCACGUCGUCAUUCUGAGCCUGGAACUUGCUUGGACUCUGACUGUGAUAAUGCCUUGUUAGAUGGUGAGGACUCAAUGGAUGACUCGUGCUCAGAGCACAGUUCCUCGACAACAGCCUCCAACCAACGAAGUGCUGGCGAAAGUCGUGUUUGUGACUGUUGUUAUUGCGAAGUGUUUGGCCACGGGGCACCUCCUGUGGCUCCUGUUAGCAAGAAUUACCAAGAAAUGCGGGACCGGUUACGGCUUAUCCUUAGCAAACGAAAGGCAGAGGCAAUUCAUAUGGCCAAGCAGCAGCAACAAAAUCAUCAUAAAGAACGACAUGAAGAUGACCGAGAAGUUGAAGAACUGCUCAGCUAUAUCAACGGAACUGACACGGGAGGCAGUCGAAAAGAAUCCACACAUGUGGCAGUGGAAUCCAGUAUUGCGAGCACAAAUUCCUCAACAGUGGUGAAGGGGACAGUGACCAAGCGACAUAAACGUAAAACAAAGCGGAGAGAAGAAAUUGAUAAGACGAAGGAAGCAAUAGAAAUAAAACCCAAUAGUCCUUCCGUUAUAUCAAGGCUAGUAGAAGGAGAGACAGAGGAGGCAAAGGUACCAUCAUCACCAAAGGCGGUGGUGAACCGCAAAGAAGCCCGCAAAGAGAAUGGAAUCCGGUUGAACAAGUGUCCUAAAAGUAAUGGAACAAGCACAAAUAGUAGUAGCUGCAUCGCCAGCAUUCGAGAAUUGAAUGAGGAGUGUCCCCUGCCAGAAGUGUCCUUGUGCAACAGGGUGACCUCCAGUGUGGCCAUAAACACUUUGUCUAGCAGCCGAGUGCCGACAACAUCAAUUUCAGGAAAUGUGUUCAUCAUUGGCCGGCCAUCGUUACCUUCAGAAACUGGGAGCUUGCUGAGCAAAGAAACUGUGUCAAAAAUGACCAUAGGAGAUGUGGAGCUAUCGGUGACAUCAUCUACGUUGUCUUCAAGUAAUGUGAUAAAGAAAGUGCCCCAGGACCGGGAAGCCUGCAUACCUGAAACUGCAACACGUAACCAUCAGCAAAGCUGCUCUGCAGAUCAGCAUACGGAAGCCAAAAAACAGCUAUGCAUUACACACCAUCUCAACGGCACACAGAAUGCAUCGAAAAGCAAGAAGUCUAGGAAAAAAAAAACCUCGUCAACGGAUGUCACAUCUCCAGAUGAAGUGUUCCUUCCAAAGGAUAUUGAUUUGGAAAAUGGAGACUUGGAUGAAUUAGAACGUGAAGUGGAAGCUUUUAAAAGGUUCUGCUUCAAUUCCGUGCCUGUGGCCAACAAAGAGAAAGUCCACGUCAACUUGAAGGACAUUUUGCUACGAAGGAAGCAGUCGUCAGCCGCAAUGAUGUCAGCGGGUUUGUUGCAGAGGACAUAAUGCUGCAAUGACCUGUUUUCAUCUCCAUGUGAUGCUCCCAGUCACAACCCAAAGUUAGGGACCUUGGAGUUUGAAAAAAGAAAUAUGAAGCACUUGUGCUCUGUUAAGGACAUUGUUGUGUUACAAAGGGUCCCGUUUGUUUAAAUCUGAAAAAAAAAAGAAUAAAUCUCUCAGAGCAUCA
Molecule: messenger RNA, 3348 nt
Organism: Dermacentor silvarum
Lineage: Eukaryota; Metazoa; Arthropoda; Arachnida; Ixodida; Ixodidae
Exons: 19
Coding region: 141-3167 (1008 amino acids)
Source: RefSeq, a predicted model, not a curated record